This is a messenger RNA of Trichoderma atroviride IMI 206040, 1327 nucleotides long. RefSeq lists its product as uncharacterized. NCBI's taxonomy places the organism in Eukaryota, Fungi, Ascomycota, Sordariomycetes, Hypocreales, Hypocreaceae. The record is from RefSeq and is a predicted model, not a curated record.
UUCUCUUCAUCUUCUCGACGGCUGCUUCGUUUCUCUCACUAUACCGCAUCCAUCGGCUGCUUUCUUUCUGGCUGAAACAUCUUUGUCGGCAGUUCCGCCUCUUUGUUCAUGCCACUGCCCCGGUUCUUCUAGAAGAACCACCCCAUCCACCAGACUCGCACUUAUAUAUUGCCCACGGGUGCUCCCCUCGGCCGCGCUUCUUCUUCCACCUACUCGACUCUGCACCUGCACCUCGUGGCCUAUUUCCCAAUUCUCCAAUUCUCCACACGAGUACGAUACUGUACUCCAUAUUAUCACUACCUGCUCCGUACUUUCAGCACAAUACGAGCAGCAAACGACAGACGCUUGGGGCCUAGCUGAAACUCCGCACCCCCUGGUUGACUCGAGCUCCAUCACUUCUUCCAAAGACGUUCUAUUUUCUCCCGAACAUUCCGUGGUUCAAACCUGCUGAGGCCCAAAACUGCUACCAAAGCUUCCAAUGGCGCCUCCUAGCGACACAUUCCACGAUAUCACAAUGACUGUCGUCCCUCCCUCCGACCACGACGGCUUCCGAGGGCGGACACGUGACCGCAAUAUUCCCAGCUCCAAGAGCUUGCGCCCAGAUGAAUCGAGCACGCUGCGAGGGCGAUCCCGUCGACGCUCCAUCUCUCCCUUCAGCCUGACUUCUCGAACCUCGUCUCCCUCAGUCAAGUCCUCCGCAAACCGCCUUAUACUCCACAACCGUCUGCGGGAGAAGCGCCGCGAGCACUGCCCUUCCAGAAUUGCCUCGCCGGCCAGUCAAGACGUCUUUCAGUCGCAGCAGCGGAUGAGAAGCCGCAGCCGAGGCCGCGGACCUCGUGUGGAGAAGGAACUCCAUAGACACGUCGAUCAUCUGUCCAGACUUCGAAACGAGGUGUUCCUGUCUGACGAGGAGACUGAUCACAACAAAGCUUGUUGACAUGGAAAGAAAUUGCUACGGCCACUCAACUUGGAUGUGGCAAGCGGUUGCAAUGCUUCGGCAUGCAAUCUGAAAAGCAACAAUGUCUGUACGAUGACCACCACGACGGGGAUACGAAAAGGUGCUUUUUUCUUUUUUAAUAUCGGUGUUUAUGAGGGCAACGCAUUGGGAAUACUAUUUGAGAAUGACUUUUUUGGAUACUAUCGGAGACUGGCAUGUCCCGAAAAUUGUGUUAUUAUCAUUAUUCAUUCUUAUAUUUGGCGCUGGCGAAGCUUACCAAGUGUCUUUUCUGAGCGGUCCAUUGAUGGCGGCGAGAGGCAGAGAAUCGCCUCGCGGUGCAACAUUUUUACAAUUAAUAGUCUGCAAUUCCAAAAUUUACCUGUUCUUCCA